UUUUUUUCUUUUUUUUUUAUUUUAUUAUUAUUAUCUCGAAUUUUUAUAUCUAGUAAUGUCUUCCAAUUCACAAUAUCCUCCUCCUCCACCUCAAGUUCCUACUGGAUGGUUAGCACUCUGGGACGAAACUGCUCAACGUUAUUAUUAUGUUGACCAAAGCACCGGUGUAACACAAUGGGAACAUCCUUCUUCAACAUCAAGUAUGCCACAACAGCAAUCAGGACAACAACAAUAUGGAGGCUACUCAUCAACAUCAAACUAUUCGCCCAACAAUGGCAUGCCAAAUGGUGAGGCUGGAAGCUAUAUGUCAUCUGGUAACAAUACAGGUUAUCCUUCUGGUCAACCUCCUAGUUAUGGUAAUGUAUCUGGAUCAACAUCAGCACCUGGUGUAACUGCAACACAAGAAGGCGAUCGAGGCUUGGGAUCUAUGCUUGGCGGUUUUAUGAAGCCUCAGCAUGGUAGUAGCAGUAACAACAGUGGUAGUGGAUUCCCAAUGAAUGCAGCAGGAGGUGCUCUGGCUGGUACUUUACUGACAUUGGCCGCAGGGAAACUGAGUGGGAAACAACAUAGUGGCGGUGGUGGCUUACUUGGCAAUUUAAUGGGUGGCGGUCAUCAACAAGUAAGAUAAAAUAAUAAAAAAAAAAAGUGGAAAUAGAGGAGAUCGAGUAUGAAUUGAUAUUCACCUUUUAUCAUCUUUGAAUAUGUUUGUGUAACAGGGGCAUUAUCCUCCUCCUCCACCUCCACCUCAAGGCUAUGAUAGUUACGGCGGUAUCUACGGUUAUGGAUCCCAUCAAGAAUAUGGUCAUCAUGGUCACCACGGUCAUCAUGGGCAUCACGGUCAUCAUGGACAUCACGGACAUCAUGGGCAUCACGGACACGGUCAUCAUGGUGGAUGGUAGCUGGACCGUAUAGGAAAUUCAUAUAUAAUAUAUAGUGUAGUAUAAUAUUGUGUAGUUUAGUUCUUUUAUUGCUACUUGAAUAUUGAAUCAUGAAUAAACUGUAUAAACAUUUACCUUCA
Halteromyces radiatus is the source of this 1018-nucleotide messenger RNA. RefSeq lists its product as uncharacterized. The transcript has 4 exons. The coding region runs from base 56 to 628 and encodes 190 amino acids. NCBI's taxonomy places the organism in Eukaryota, Fungi, Mucoromycota, Mucoromycetes, Mucorales, Cunninghamellaceae. Gene Ontology annotation, molecular function: protein binding. The record is from RefSeq and is a predicted model, not a curated record.